AGAGGCUGGAGUCGGAGCGUCUCCCGAGUGCCUUUCAUCUGAGAAGUUCAAGGCACUUUGUAGGACUUCUGCCACAGGCCGCACUGGGUCUUGCAGCACAUUUGUAAGCAAUGGCUGCCAUCCGGAAGAAAUUGGUGCUUGUUGGUGAUGGAGCCUGCGGCAAGACUUGCUUGCUCGUCGUUUUUAGCAAGGACCAGUUCCCAGCGGUGUACGUACCUAUGGUGUUUGAGAACAAUGUGGCAGACAUUGAAGUGGAUGGAAAGCAGGUCGAGUUGGCUUUGUGGGACACAGCCGGGCAGGAGGAUUAUGAUCGCUUGAGGCCCCUCUCCUACCCGGACACGGAUGUGAUCCUGAUGUGUUUCUCCAUCGACAACCCUGAUAGUUUAGAAAACAUCCCAGAAAAAUGGACUCCGGAAGUCAAGCAUUUCUGUCCCAAUGUGCCCAUCAUCCUGGUUGGGAACAAGAAGGAUCUUCGAAAUGAUGAGCUCACAAGGUGGGAGCUAGCCAAAAUGAAGCAAAAACCAGUCAAACCGGAAGAAGGCAGAGAGAUGGCAAACAGGAUUGGCGCUUUGGGGUACGUGGAGUGUUCAGCAAAGACCAAAGAUGGAGUGAGGGAGGUUUUCGAAACGGCCACAAGAGCUGCUCUGCGAGCCAGACGUGGGAAGAAGAAAUCUAGGUGCCUUGUUUUGUGA
Myotis lucifugus (little brown bat) is the source of this 692-nucleotide messenger RNA. Its product is annotated as transforming protein RhoA-like. Gene Ontology annotation, cellular component: dendritic spine; cleavage furrow. The record is from RefSeq and is a predicted model, not a curated record. Gene Ontology annotation, molecular function: GTP binding; GTPase activity. NCBI's taxonomy places the organism in Eukaryota, Metazoa, Chordata, Mammalia, Chiroptera, Vespertilionidae. The coding region runs from base 111 to 692 and encodes 193 amino acids. Gene Ontology annotation, biological process: small GTPase-mediated signal transduction; cell migration; stress fiber assembly. The transcript has a single exon.